Messenger RNA from Suillus subalutaceus, 1460 nucleotides. RefSeq lists its product as uncharacterized. NCBI's taxonomy places the organism in Eukaryota, Fungi, Basidiomycota, Agaricomycetes, Boletales, Suillaceae. The record is from RefSeq and is a predicted model, not a curated record. The transcript is spliced from 9 exons. Bases 82 to 1386 code for a protein of 434 amino acids.
UUUGUCUUUCAUCGUUCAUCCGUGUUGGACUCCAAUAGGGGAGGAGACUACUACUCAAAGUGGCACCAACACCAAUACUGGAUGGCAAAGAGUAAAACAGGACCCCCGUACACAGGUCGCAAUGCAGAAUAUGUCGUCGUCACCACCCCGUGGGGGAUGGAUCGCGUCCCCAGGAGUCGCGUCUCGCAGGACUUUAAUAACCUGGCGGCGUGGGUCCAGCUUAUCCUCCAGGACAAAGAUAUACACGCGCAGGUUGAGCUUAUAUUUAGUAUGGGGACAAGAGAUGAAGUCAUUGUCCAACUCCCACUCGGGACAGAUAUUCAGCCACUUCUUGGGGAGCAUAAGUAUGCAAUUAUUUCAAAGAAGUGGGAUGGGAAUCCAAACGAUGAUAAAGCGUCCUGUUUCUUUGAAUACAAUUUUCGCAACAACGGUGACCCCGGUAAUCAUAACUGGGCAGAAGUAUGUCCUGACGUUACUCCAGAGCUUGUACCUCCUGCAAAGUCCCCUUACCCGGAACCAGGCUGGGCUGAGCCCCCUCGCUCCAUUCGCAGUCUCGUCCUUCCAAUACCGCCUAGACCGCUGCUACCUACCCCAGAAGCUGAACCAGCACUAAUACCUGCUCCAACACCAAUACCUGUCCCUGUAUUAGAAAAAACACAUCCACCUCUCGUUCCUCCGCCUGCAGCACCUGCUAAUAUCACUCCUGCAUUCAAACCUUACGAGCCCCCUAUGCAACACCCUGCUCACGGAAUGUUCAUUAACCAAACAAAUCAGCCAAAGAGCCCUUCUGCGGACCGGCAAAGCCAUCAGCCAACUCCAGCCAAAGGUGAACAUGUCCCAGCCCCGAAAAUCCUGAAAAAGCUAGAUCCCUACCAGGAAGAGGAAGACGCUCUGGCACUCUUGCAAACAUCUCCACGAGAUUCUCAAAGUGACUCCAAGCCCGUCAAACUUGAACACGUCAAAAGAGAUUUGACGCAGGAAGAAGACGACCCAUCUCCGCAACUAAUAGAAGCGUUCAACAGUUUGAUACAGAAGCAGAACGAGGAACAGAAAGUUGGAUCGAGCAACGGACCACUGCCAGGGCCUUCAGCUUCCUAUCCGCAAUCUGCAGUGCAUAUGGACGCAGUUGAAAAUACAAUCCUGGAGCGGAAUCUCGAUAACAAGCUUUUCACCAAGAGCGGCCCUCAGCGUCUGCAAGACUCUCUGCAGAAGCCUCUAUAUCGGCCACCUGCCGAGUUGACGAGUGCAAUUAACGAUCUACAUCAGCAGAGUACAGCCAGCGAAGACGAGCAGAAGCCGGUUCCGGACCCACCACCGCAAAACAAGAGGAAAAAUAUGGACGGAAGACAUUCAGUGACGAAAAAGAUCAAGUUGGAAGAGGCAUAGAGUGUACUUUUGAAUCAGACUACCAUUUACCCAUCCAUGCUAUCAACCACUGUCUUCAGCGCAACUUUCGGCCU